AUGCUGACCAUCGACGCCUCGGUCCACGGCUCUAGCGGCAGUCUAGUCCGGUUCAUCCCUCCCGUGCUCUUCCUCUCACUCCCGAUCUGGGUCUGCGCCUUCUCCUCUUGGCCCGGGCCGCCGCUCGCUCUCGCCCUCGCCGUCGUCGCGGUGCUGCCGCGCCUGCUGUGGCAGCCGUCACAGCCUGCCGAGGGCGCGCGCUUUCUGGUCGCAAGCGCGCUGUACCAGAACUUUGUGUACCCUUGCUUCUUCGGAUCGCCGAUCCUGCUCGCCGUCGCCUGCUGGCUCCGGCCGCUGGCAUUGUGGCUCCUCUUUGCGCGCGUCCUUUCACGGCCUGACCUACGCAGCGGGAUGCCCUGGGAGGACUUUGCCAAGCACGACUGGGGCAUCGUUGCGUUGCGGCGCUUCCUGCGGCUGAGGCUGCACGUGAGCGAGGAGCUGCGCUCGCGGCCCGCGCUGCUCUACGACGCCCUGCCUGGCCGGCCCGUCUUCACGCUCGCGGCGUCGGUGCUCUUCGCGCUGCCGCUCGUGCGCGAGCUCUGCCUCUGGACGCGCUGCAUCGACGCCAGCAAGCGGGUGAUCCCUGGCGGCGAGGCGGAGCAGAUGCUCACCCGCACCGGCGUCGAGGAGGUCCUCCUCGCCAGGCGAGCCGGCUUCGUCAAGCUCGCCCUCUCCCGAGGCUCCGCCGCCCCGCCGCCUGUGUGUGGGGCGAGGCGCGUGUCCGAGGACGCGUCCCCGACGUGUGUGCCGUCAGGCGCCGCGCUCGUGCCCUGCUACGCCUUCGGCACGGUCGACCUGUACUCCGUCUCGGGCAGCCAGCACGGUGCCAACUCGCAGGGCCUCCUGUGGACGGUGCACAAGAGGCUCGGCGUCGCGCUGCCGCGGUACUCGGGCUCGUGCGGCUUCUUGCCCAAGCGAGGCGAGGCGGCACCGCGAGCUCCGACGCCCGCAGAGCACACUGCGACCGCCCCACACCCGUCCCUGCUCGAGGUGCACGCCUCCUCGCCCGCAGGCCGCUGUGACCUUGUGUUUGGCGCGCCCAUCGAGGCGCAGUGCGCGACACCGGGCGAGCCGUCGGAGAGCGAGGCGCUCUUCGAGGAACACAAGGGGCGGCUUGGCUACGGAGACCGCGAGCUGCGCGUGGCGUGAGAAGGCCUGCCGGACCAGUGCCGGACGUGCGGAGAGAGGCCGCGCGGGUGGCGCGGGUGUAUCGUCAUGCGAUAUGGCACAUGUGCAGUGUACGGUGCGUGCAGAGAGAAGAGAGAUA
Messenger RNA from Emiliania huxleyi CCMP1516, 1267 nucleotides. RefSeq lists its product as hypothetical. Bases 1 to 1149 code for a protein of 382 amino acids. Gene Ontology annotation, biological process: triglyceride biosynthetic process. NCBI's taxonomy places the organism in Eukaryota, Haptophyta, Isochrysidales, Noelaerhabdaceae. Gene Ontology annotation, cellular component: endoplasmic reticulum membrane. The transcript is spliced from 5 exons. Gene Ontology annotation, molecular function: diacylglycerol O-acyltransferase activity. The record is from RefSeq and is a predicted model, not a curated record.